AAACUUGCUUUUUAUUCUUUGGGAGUACUAUAAACAUACUACUACGUACUACUCAAAAUUAUUACAGUUCACCCAAGGAAGCUGGAGAUUUGAAAUCAUCGAUUGAUACCAUUGAUUGCACAAGACAUGCUUGUUUGCUACAUGCUACAUGCUACAUGCUUGUUUUACAUGGAAGGGAAUGAGCAGGGGUGUCUUCUAAAUUUCAACAAAGUAAAGGACUGCCGAAAGUAAACGCGGUGUCUGCGAAAAGCUAACAAACACAUCGGAAAUUACUAUCCAUGCUAUAAUUACACCCGACCGAGGUGCACCCAAGAAAUUUUGCAUGGCGUAGCUGCCUAGUUUUAUUUGAAAUAAUCCACGACCAACUACUACACUACAAGUAAUGGUUUUAUUUAACAUAUGAAUAUACAUAUUUGAAUAACAAAUUCAAUUUUCAUAUAAUUUUAACUAUGAUACGGCGCAUAAGGUCAAAAUUUAUUUUGGAGCGUAAUGUUAAUAAAGUGGUUUCGAUAACUCCGAGCGUUAUCAAAAGACACAAUUUCAGCCAAGAAACGUUCUCGACUGGUUUGCAUAGGAUUAAAACACCAAUGAAUGCAUACUAUAACCAUUUCACAAGUUUGAAAUUACCAGAUAAUAAGAUAUUUGCCACAUAUGUUUGGAUAGACGGCAGUGGUAUUACUUUACGUAGCAAGGAUCGUGUAUUGAAUGAAGUACCGACUGAUUUAAGCAUGGUCCCGAAAUGGAACUUUGAUGGAAGUUCAACAGGCCAAGCUCAUACUGACAACUCAGAUACUGUAUUACUACCAGUCGCUAUAUAUUCAGACCCCCUUCGGCAAUGCCCUCACGUUAUUGUACUAUGUGAAACUUAUUAUAGCGAUGGAAGCCCUACUCCUACAAAUCAUAGAGCUACUUGUGCAGAAACUCUUAGCAAAAUCUCAGAUCAAGAGCCUUGGUUUGGGAUAGAACAAGAAUAUACGUUAUUUGAUUCUGAUCUAUGGCCUUUGGGAUGGCCUAAAGUUCGUGGAUAUCCCGUUACGAAAGCCAAGUACUCUUACUGCGGUGUGGGUGAACAUGUCGCAGGAAGAGAUUUGGUAGAAUGUCACGCUAGGGCUUGCGUGUAUUCUGGUAUGGAUUUCUGUGGUUCAAAUGCAGAAGUCAUGAUGGGAUCUUGGGAAUACCAAGUAGGAACAACGGCGGGGAUAAAAGCUGCCGAUGAUUUAUGGGUCGGACGAUAUUUGCUAACAACGAUUGCCGAAAUGUUUGGAAUUAUAGUAAGCUUUCACCCGAAACCUAUGGGAAUGAAUCAGCCUGGCAUUGGCUGCCAUCAUAACUUUAGUACAAAGAAAAUGCGAGAUGACGGAGGCUUAGAAGAAAUUGAAAGAGUUUGUGAUGUAUUGUGUCAGAAACAUGAAAGUUACAUGAAACAUUACGGACUUGGAGACAGUCAAGAAAAUCGAAAAAGACUGACUGGAAAAUUCGAAACUGCUUCAUAUGAAAAUUUCCGAUGGGGUGUUGCUGAUCGAGGUGCUUCCAUUAGAUUACAAAGAAGUGUUCAGGAAGAGAAGAAAGGCUUUUUAGAAGAUCGGCGACCUGCUGGUGACUGUGACCCGUACAGGGUGUGCGCUCUUCUAGCUGAGGCGUGUAUUUGAGAGUAAUCUUUUGUUUAAGUAAUUACGAAUCGGAAUAAAUUUGUUUGUGUUUA
Helicoverpa zea (corn earworm) is the source of this 1702-nucleotide messenger RNA. Its product is annotated as glutamine synthetase 1, mitochondrial-like. Gene Ontology annotation, molecular function: glutamine synthetase activity. Bases 450 to 1649 code for a protein of 399 amino acids. NCBI's taxonomy places the organism in Eukaryota, Metazoa, Arthropoda, Insecta, Lepidoptera, Noctuidae. The record is from RefSeq and is a predicted model, not a curated record. The transcript is spliced from 2 exons. Gene Ontology annotation, cellular component: cytoplasm.